GCUCGCGCAACCGGAAAAGUCAGAUUACGUAAACAUACCGAUCCCUGUGCUACCAUCGCCAUGCCCCACCUCGAAAUAUGCGCCAAUUCGGUACAAUCGGCGAUCAAUGCUCAGACCGCCAACGCAUACCGAGUGGAGUUGUGCGACAAUCUAUGGGAAGGCGGCACAACACCUUCGGGAGCUACAGUGCGCUUGGCAAGGAAACACCUCACCUCGACACUGCUGAACGUGCUGAUACGCCCACGGGGCGGGGACUUCUGCUAUAGCGAUGUCGAGUUUGAAACCUGUAAGGAGGACAUCAAGCUCUGCAAAGAAUGGGGGGUGGACGGUAUUGUCUGUGGCGUAUUAAAAAGCGAUUUCACUAUCGAUGCCACGCGGACGCACGAAUUGAUUAAGUUGGCCAAACCGCUUCCCUUCACCUUCCACCGCGCCUUUGACCUGUGCUCUAAUCUCGACACUGCCCUGCAUACACUCAUUGAGCUGGGCGUAGACCGGGUGCUUUCAUCAGGGGGAGCGUCAUCUGUGCGAGAGGGCUUGCAGAAGCUGCAACAUCUGAACAAAAACAUAGCUGCCAACAAGAUCAUAAUCAUGCCGGGAGGAGGCGUCACUGAUAACAAUGUGCAAGAAUUCAUGGAUGUGACAGGAUGUGAAGAAUUCCAUUGUUCGGCGAAAGUGGGCAAGCAAAGUAAGAUGGACUGGAGGUUGUGGAAUGGUGUGCCCAUGAAUUCGAGCGAAGAUAUACCCGAAGACGUCAAUAAUGAGUCUAACUUAGUACAGAUCAAGAAAGUUUUGACUGCCAUGGACAAUCGACGUAAAGAUGCGAGAGCUAAGUGAUGGGUAAAUAAAGAUCAAUUAUAAUUCAUAGUCGAAUACAUUGCGCGGAGAUACACACAUAAGCAAGAAAGAACAUUGCUGAAUUUUUCUCUGACAA
This is a messenger RNA of Sphaeroforma arctica JP610, 931 nucleotides long. RefSeq lists its product as hypothetical. The transcript has 4 exons. The record is from RefSeq and is a predicted model, not a curated record. Lineage: Eukaryota; Ichthyosporea; Ichthyophonida. Gene Ontology annotation, molecular function: copper ion binding. The coding region runs from base 61 to 834 and encodes 257 amino acids.